Molecule: messenger RNA, 2236 nt
Organism: Branchiostoma floridae (Florida lancelet)
Lineage: Eukaryota; Metazoa; Chordata; Leptocardii; Amphioxiformes; Branchiostomatidae
Product: neuroglobin-1-like
Exons: 4
Coding region: 1205-1702 (165 amino acids)
Molecular function (GO): oxygen binding; heme binding
Source: RefSeq, a predicted model, not a curated record
UACAGAAGGGGAACCAAGGACGUACAUAUGUUAGCGCUGCUGAACUCUGAUGCAGCCAGUAGCCUUCCUCUUUGUGUGGGAAAUUACCGAGGAACAGACAGCGCUGGUCUCACUAUUGUCGAGCUGAAAAUGACUAUGCCCUAAUUAGCCCACUUGAUAUUUAGAGAUUAUGACGACUCAUUGACUUUGCAUUAUCGGAGUAAAUGAUAAAUGAUAACAGGGUGUGCGCGACCAGAGAUAUGUCAUUGUACGCCAAUGAUUAAAGCUGAAGGUUUUUUUUGCUUACAAACAUCACAUCGUCGUUCUCGUCCUGACAAACGCUCUGUUCACCACCGAUGGGCCAGACUUCUGCAGGGCUUUUCGUAAUUCCGCGUGUCUCCGAAUUUAUUUGCUUACAAAUGAAAGUACUACGUCUAAGGUCAUAUAUAUACACCUCUUCUGCUUGGGUGUCCAUCCACAUGACAGACGACGCUUUGAUUUUUUUCUACUCCAGAGUCGUUUGCUAAUUUCCCCAAUUUUAACAAAUUUUAACAAAAAGUGACAUAAUCAUCACCUUGUCGGGCUUCCGUCAAUUUGUAUUUUUGUGUUUAUCCAGCGAAAACUGUCUUGUCGCACGAACCUGUGUUUUCCCACGGUGAGCAUUUUGUGCAAAGUUCGGUAGAAAUCUCGAGGGUUCGGAAAGAAAAUGUCCAUGUGAUGGGAUGUCAAUCUUGACCUAACCAGCACUUGCAACCUUGAAUCGCGUAAGAUACUUCGUAAGAGCAUCGUCACCGGGAUAGAAGUCCAUUUGAUGUAAAAAGGAAAAAAGGGUCAUCAUUUAGAUAUGAUAUACUAGCACUGCAAGAUUUUCCCUAUCCUGAGGAUGAAAAAAGUUUGGAUAGGCUAGAUAGCAUUUUGAAUUUUUUUUUGUACUCGUAAAUAGCGUUGACGCUAGUGGGACACACAUUGCCCUUAAUAGUUUUACAUCAUUUGUAAGAAAGCGAAAAACAAAGCAACAACAAAGUUCUAGUUCUAUAUCCGACGUUUAGGUUUACACUCCAUCCAUGGAGAGGAUAACAUUGACUUGUGCAAAAGCAGGAGAAAACUUUUUAGACCUAACAUUAACAUACCAGCAGCAUGACACAAUUGACUGACGGAUGAUCUCCCUUACAUGCGCUUAGUGAGAUGAGUACAUCAGUUGGGCCUUCCUAUCCACACCGUGAACAUGUCGACUGACCGGAGCGCUGUUGUGUCGCUGACGGAGGGAGAGAAGGCCACCAUUCGCCGGACUUGGGCCGUCGCUUCGAGGGACAUGAUGGGGAACGGCGCCAACAUCCUUCUGAAGAUGUUCGAGAUUAAUCCAGACACGAAGAAAGUGUUCGCAAAAUUCCGGAACAUUCCGGACAACCAACUUCAGAGCACUCCCCGAUUCCGCGCUCACGUGACCCGAGUCAUGGCGUCUAUCGGCACGGUUGUGAACUCCUUAGACGAUCAGGAGGUUUUGCUGGACUUGUUCAAAGACAUCGGCAAAAAGCAUUAUCCUGCGAGGGUCCCCACCGAAUAUUUUGACGUCAUUGCCGGGGCCAUCCUGUGCAUGCUGCAGCAGUGCCUGGGGACAGGCUACACGGCGGAAGUGGACUCGGCCUGGACCAAGCUGUACGGGAGUCUGGGUCGUCACGCCAAGGACGGGCUCAGGGAGGCUGCGGCGAUGGGGACACCGUGAAGGCGACAAGAUCUCACGACGUCGUGACGAAUAUCAUUAACGUGUUUUUUAUAGUACAUAGAAACAAAGUAUUAUAUAACAUGUUGAAAUACGGUGAUAUGGCUGAUAAUGAUAAGGAAUCAUAGAGUUGACUCUGGUCCUCUAGGAAGAACGGCCUACAUGUUGGCCGACAGGGCUUACCAGUAUAAAUAAAGGUGAACUGAACUGAACUCUAGUAAAAUACAAAUUUAAAGAUCACAGCUGACUAAAUAUAUAUAUAUAUAUAAUCAUGCCGCAUCUUCUAUUUGAGUCAAUGUCAUUUACCUUCACAAGUAGUUCUCACCGGAACUUCUGUUUUGACUUUGCCGAUAGCUUUAAACUGAUCAAAAGAAUUUUGCAUUGGGGUUAGCUGGGCACUUAACAAUCCAUCUAGUUGGCUAAUAUUCUUUAAAUGGAGAAAUAAUAGCUUAACGACAGGGAGGGAGAGACCGUUUGCAUGAGUAUGUACCUGGUGUUUUGCUGAAAACAAUAAACAAUGCACUUUAUUGCCGUAGC